CAAGGUCUGGAUUCUGUUGGCUCCGAUGUCCCUUUCUCUCGGAUCCGCACUGGCUUCUCUCGGAUCCACCUUCUAAAAAAAGCUUGCAGGCUUGCCAGUGUGACAUCAAUAUACGUGCCAUUGGAUAGCUUGGGGACCUUGCUUGCGCCCCGAUUAUCGGACAAAAAGUAUACUACACCUGACGGGUCACAACAGGACAUAAUCAAUUUCAGGACGGCUACUUAAGGACAUUACGUGGUGUGGAAUAACAAUGCAUCUUACAUUUUCCACUUCACUCAUCUAUAUCCUGAGCAAUGUCAUCUCGCAUAGUUGCCGUGUUUGGAGCCACCGGGACUCAAGGCUCGUCUGUCGUUCAAGCCAUACUAUUGGAUGGUACAUUCAUUCCUCGUGCAAUCACCCGAAACUCGAAUUCGGAGAAAGCGACGAAACUGAAGGCUCUUGGGGCUGAAGUUGCUCAAGCCGAUUUAUGGGACAUCGACUCGUUGAAGCAAGUCCUGUCAGGUGUUGAGGCCGUCUAUGGGGUAACCGACUAUUAUGAUCCCAAAAACUCCGCUCAAGGUCACAAUAGCGAAAUGCUACUCGGGAAGAAUCUUGUUGACGCUGCUAAAGCGACGCAUGUCAAGUACUUCAUUUGGAGUUCUCUUCCGCACUGUACGAAGGUUUCCAACGGAAAGUAUCUGAAUGUCCACCACUUCGAUAACAAAGCUAACGUGGAGGACUAUCUCAGGGACUCCGGUGUACCUCAUUCCAUCCUGCACAACGGCUGGUUUUCAGAGAAUCUCUGGAAUUACAAUAAUCUUGUCCCGGUGCCGGACUCCGACUGCCUAGAACUAACGGUGCCCAGAUAUGAUCCCCAUUCUCCUCAGUAUAUUAUAUGGGUUGAGCGGGAUCUUGGCCAGUGUGCAUUGGCACUUCUAAAGCACUACAAAGAUUGUGAAUCAGAAGUUCUCUCCCACACGUUCUAUGCCGCCAGUGCAAAGUUGAGCUACACCCAGUUUGCAUCAAUCCUUCAGCGGGCACUGGAGAAGCCGGUGUCUUUUGUGUCCUCCGCCUCAACUGGAAUGCAGGAACUGGACGACAUGUAUGCUUUCCAGUCCGAGUUUGGGCUGUACCCGUAUACCGCUAUCCCUGAUCCACGAUUAAUUAACUUAGGAGUGAAAUUCCACACCAUGGAGGAAUUUUCGCGGGAAAUCAAAAGCAGAUAUGCUUGAAUCUCGUUUCGAACGAAAGACGUUUUGGCAACUACUUGAUUUUUUUGACCUUUUCUGCAUGCACUCUUUAUGGUUACCAAGAUAAAUGUAUGAUUGAGUGUGCGAUAACGCGCAAGCUUACUUCGCACAGAAAAUAGUGGGGUCUGGUACAAGGUCGCCGUCGAAGAAUGUCAAGACACCUUAUUGUCUGCAGUUCUUUUAU
Suillus paluster is the source of this 1413-nucleotide messenger RNA. RefSeq lists its product as uncharacterized. Lineage: Eukaryota; Fungi; Basidiomycota; Agaricomycetes; Boletales; Suillaceae. The transcript is spliced from 10 exons. Bases 294 to 1211 code for a protein of 305 amino acids. The record is from RefSeq and is a predicted model, not a curated record.